This is a messenger RNA of Colletotrichum chrysophilum, 348 nucleotides long. RefSeq lists its product as uncharacterized. NCBI's taxonomy places the organism in Eukaryota, Fungi, Ascomycota, Sordariomycetes, Glomerellales, Glomerellaceae. The coding region runs from base 1 to 348 and encodes 115 amino acids. The record is from RefSeq and is a predicted model, not a curated record. The transcript has 2 exons.
AUGUCCGGCAUGCACUCCAGCUUCUCCAGCUCCAUCACCGGCGACAAGCAACACAGCUACGCCGUCCUCUCUGCCAUUCAGCAAGGCUCCGCCGCCCAGGGCUCUCAGACACAGUCCUUUUACGGCCAACAACAUCGCAAGGACUCCGACGCCGCCUCAAUCUCCAGCUUCGGCAGCUCCGUCACUCUUCUGAAGGACAAGCUGCACCGUUCUCAUGAUAACAAGGCCUCAUCCUCAAAAAAGUCUUCUUCCCUGAUUGCUCGCCAGCGCGCCGCUGGUGACGCCAGCGGCCAGGUCCUCCACAACCAAUCAGAAUACUGGUCCUCUUCCAUUCGCAACGACCUGUAG